GAUUACUUGGGUAUUAGAAAAGAUUCAACAUGUUGAAUAAGAAGAAAGUGGGUCCACCGACACAUGUCAUUUUUUGAAGAUUUUUGAUUUUUUCAUUUCCUCUUACUUAUUUAAAAUCAAUAUUCACAUUAUAAAUUAAAUAUUUUAUUUUUAUAUUUUAUACGAAAAUUUAUCAUUUAAAAUUUUCUAUAAAUAGAAACUCGGUUAAUUUAAUUUGGAUAUAUAAAAAAAUAAUUAUUAAUUAGUAAAAUAGGGUGUUGAAUUUUAUUCAACAAAACCAUUGUAGUGUAUAAAAGUUGAAUGUGUGUUGAAUGAUUACAUGGAAGAAAGAGAAAAUGAGAUGAAAUGUUAAAAGAUGAAGUGGAGGGUUUAAAAUAUGAAAACCAUUGUAUAUGGUCUAAUAUUCUCGUUUACGUAACAAUAACGAGGUAAAAGAUUCCCACCAAAUGAGUUAAGAGCAUGAUUAACCCGGGGUUCUUAGUACGGGGUUCUUAGCGGAAGUUAAGAAACUGUGUUUUAACUUUUAACUAAAAAGACUAAGAACCGGUUUUUAAAUAAAGAAUUUAAGAACCGGUUUUUAACUUUUUUAGUUAAAAGUUAAGAAACAGUUUCUUAAUUUCCACUAAAAAAUCCACCGUAAGACCUACGGGUUAACAUUGUUCUAAUGGUAGUAGAAUAACAAAUAAGAUUUAAAGGACUUGUACGAUUAUAUAUUUUAUUAUUUAGCACAUGCACUCAACGACGACUUGAAGUCAAUGAAGAAAAGUAUCAAGAUCUAAAAGUAAGAACAACCUUCAAGGUUAACCAUUUGAGCCGACAGAUGAGCUCUUUCCCCUCAGUCUUACUUUCAUCUUUAUAAUAAACCACUGAUAUCUUUGUUACAACAUACUUCUUUCUUUUUUUCUUGGUUGCUACUAAUUGCUAUUGUUGAGAGAUGGAAGUAACAUGUUUGGGAGCAGAUGAAGCAUGGGACUUAUUCCGCGAGAAAGUUGGUGAAGUGACCUUAGAAAGUCACCCUGACAUCCCUGCGCUGGCGAGAAUAGUUGUUGAAAGAUGCAGAGGCUCACCACUGGCAGUUAGCGUUAUCGGCGUGGCUAUGGCAGGCAAGAGCUUGGUGCAAGAAUGGAGGUAUGCAGUCGACGCUUUGACUUUAUCUGCGGCUAAGUUUUCAGGUAUGGAAGAUGAGAUCCUUCCGGUUUUGAAGUUUAGCUACGAUAGUUUGAAGGAUGAGAGAGUGAAACUGUGUUUCCAAUAUUGUGCUUUAUUCCGUAAGGGUGAACACAUAUGGAAAGAUCAUUUGGUAGAGUAUUGGGUAGAUGAAGGCAUUAUAGAUGGGAAAGAAGAUAGAUACAGAGCAGAAGAGGAGUGCUACGAUAUAAUAAGAUACCUCGUUCGUGCUUGUCUAUUGGUUGAGCAUCAAUAUGGCAACGCAGUGACCAUGCCUAGCCUGGUUCGUGAGCUGGCCUUGUGGGUAGCAUCAAAUUUUGGGGAGGAGAAAGAAAACUUUAUUGUGAAACCCAAUGAAAAUCUUGGUGAAGUUCCAAAUGUCAAGGACUGGGGACAAGUGAGUAGGAUGUCAUUGUCGGAAAAUAAGAUCAAGAAAAUAAGUUGCAGUCCAGUUUGUCCUAAGCUUAGAACCCUGUUACUCGGGUCUAAUAACCUGGAGAAGAUCUCAAGUGGGUUCUUUAUGUGUAUGCCUAAUCUUGUGGUUUUGGAUCUAGCAGCAAACAUUGGCCUCAGAGAGCUACCUGAUGGGAUUUCUAGGCUCAUCUCUUUGCAGUAUCUCGACUUGUCACAUACAGAUAUAAAGCAACUGCCUCUAGCAAGUUUAAAAGAGUUGAAAAGGCUUCAACACCUGAACCUUGAGUUUACAGGCUUCCUCAAAGAAAUUUCUGGGAUAUCAAGUUUAUCUAACUUGCAAGUUUUGAAGCUCUAUGCUUCCUUUGAUUUAGAUAUCAAUCUCGUGGAGGAACUACAGCUUCUGAAGCAUUUAAAAGUCUUAACAGUCUCUGGAGGUGAUGCCUAUGUCUGGGAACAGUUGAUGAGUAAUCCUAGAUUAGCUAGUUGCACUCGCAAUAUGUAUUUUUACAAAUGUGAAGCAGGAGAAACUGGCAUAUCAAUUGCAGCGACUUCUAGUAGGCUUGAAGACCUUACAAUGCAUGAGUCGAACAUAAGAGAGAUAAAGAUUGAUCAGAGUAGUCCAAAAACCAUGUGCAACUUCCAGUACCUUGUCAAAGUGGAGAUAAGUGAAUGCCAAGGUCUGCUGGACUUGACGUGGUUGCUCUUUGCUCCGAAUCUUGGUUGGCUAGAUGUUAACGAAUCACCGCAAAUCGAAGAAAUAAUAAGCAAAGAGAAAGCUGCCAGGUUUAUGAAUGGUGAAGCAGAUGAGACUAUGAUGCCCUUUCUCAAUUUGAAACACCUUGAUUUAGCUUAUCUGGACCAACUGAGUAGCAUCUACUGGAGUCCUUUGUCUUUUCCAUGCCUAAUGAAAAUCAGUAUUUUCGGCUGUCCGAAUCUCUUGAGACUACCUCUUGGUUCCAGCAGCGCCAACGGCUGUAACCUUGUCAUUCAUGGAGAGGAAGAGUGGAUAGAGGAGCUUCAAUGGGACGAGGAAGAUACUAAGGAACAGUUCACCCUGAAAGGUCGGAAGAGUGAGCCUGUGGCUGCGUAUCCACAAAACCAGUCGGAGUUAGAAAUGUUGAGGAAGAGAGUAGUGGAUCUUGAAGAAGAGAACAGAUCAAUCAAACAACGGCUUGAGAGGAUAGAGAGGUUUUUAUGGCAGCAACAGCAACUGCAGCAGGCAAGGGCGCACCAGCAACCAACAACGGGCAUGCUUCCACCACAAACUGUAAUUCACCAACAGAGGCAAUCCCAAAGAACACCUCCAGACAUGCCAUCAAAAUUAGAUAAAUGAAAGAAAUAUACUUACCAGAUAUGAAUGCUAAAUACUAGAGAGCAAGUUGUAGAAGGAGUCUCAGAGCAGUUUGAGAAAUCGAAGAAGUUGAAGGCAAUGUGUUUCAAGGAGUGGAUAGCAGGAGGACCAGAUUACACGUUUCUUGAAUAUGAAAAGCCAAGCCAGACAACAUUCAAUAUCAAUUUCAUUAAAUAAGAAGAAACUUUAUGUUCAUUUUCCGUUAAGUGUUGUUAUCUCUUUAAAUUGCUCUGUUUCUAGCAUGAUUCUGUCAAGUUGUGAUACGAUAUGAACACAAAUGCUUUCUUUCUUGAUUUGUGUAUGGUUUUCUGCAGCAUUUCUCAUCUAUAUGCUGCACCAUGAACAUUAGCUUUGAGAAUAA
Brassica napus (rape) is the source of this 3293-nucleotide messenger RNA. Its product is annotated as probable disease resistance protein At5g63020. Lineage: Eukaryota; Viridiplantae; Streptophyta; Magnoliopsida; Brassicales; Brassicaceae. The record is from RefSeq and is a predicted model, not a curated record. The transcript is spliced from 4 exons. Gene Ontology annotation, molecular function: ADP binding; protein binding. Gene Ontology annotation, biological process: defense response to other organism. Bases 935 to 2914 code for a protein of 659 amino acids.